Molecule: messenger RNA, 5172 nt
Organism: Fusarium coffeatum
Lineage: Eukaryota; Fungi; Ascomycota; Sordariomycetes; Hypocreales; Nectriaceae
Exons: 7
Coding region: 1-5172 (1723 amino acids)
Biological process (GO): protein autophosphorylation; phosphorelay signal transduction system
Molecular function (GO): protein binding; histidine phosphotransfer kinase activity; phosphorelay sensor kinase activity
Source: RefSeq, a predicted model, not a curated record
AUGGGCCCGAGUCAGAGGCAGAUUGAGCUUGCUCGCGAGAGGGAGACUUUCAGAUACGAUCCGACCUUGAUAUCAAGCUCAAGACCAAACUCGCCGACAAACCUCAUUCCUUCAAAUGAACUCACAACCUCGUCCGACUCGAUCUUGACGGCAUUUUGUCAAAUCGCAGCCUUACGCCUAAAUACCUCGAGAUCUCUCAUUUCUCUCUUCGAUCGCUCCAGCCAAUUCGUCGUCGCCGAAGCCACACCAUGCACUUCUCUGAAGCCCACGACCAGAAUAAAAGGCGUUGAUCAAGGCCUUUGGCUUUGCGGGACCCAUUUUCCUCGCUCAUUUGGAGUCUGCGAGCGCGCCAUCAAUUCUUCCGACAUCCGAUCGUUACAAGUACCACAAAACAGCGCCACAGAACCUCCAUUGACGAUAAUAAGCGACCUUAACGACGACGACAUACUAUGUGAUCGAUCAUACUGUCUUGGCUGGCCGCAUCAUCGCUUCUACGCCGGUGCACCUCUUGUGACCCCUCGUGGCAUCGUCAUUGGGGUCCUGUGUGUAUUUGAUUCAGAACCUCGAUCCGGCUUGGAUAAAACAUCAGAAGGUAUUCUACGUGAUGUGGCCCAAUCUGUUAUAGCCCAUCUUGAGGAAAGACGUGUUAGCGAGCGUUAUCGCCAAGCCGAUCGCGUGACUGGUGGUAUUCGAAGAUUCUUUCACGGGCGCAAUACAAAGACAGACAUGAGGAACGACCGACUACUGGCAUCAGAACCGAGACUGCGCACACCAGGAACCGAUUUCAGUCCGCAGUUCCAUUCCUCCAGUGGUAAUAGACAUCGAGGGGACCGCCUAGUCAACACAUGCGCAACUGCAGCCGAUAUCAUGAGGGACGCCUUGGAAGUCGAGGGUCUCUUGUUGCUCGAUGCCUCAUCUUCACAUCUUAGCCCUGGUACAAACAGUGGGCCGAAUCCUCCAAUUGACGCUGACAGUCCAUGUCCAGUACUCAGCUCGUCUGUGACAGCCGAGGCCACGCAAUGUGCAGACUCAUAUUUUGGCCACUCAACUCUGUAUGCGUCAACGCUCAAGAAGUUACUGCGUUAUUACCCCCGAGGCACAAUAUGGAAUUUCGACAACGCCGAGAGUGAUGUGAGCGAUUGCUUAAGCGACGAUAGUUGCUCGGAUACCUCAGGUGACAGCACAAUCGCGGAAGAGAUUGACGGGCCGGAUGAACUUCCGCCUGAUGCUCCUCCCGGUCCGACGUUCACACCUGGCCAACUGGAAUCAAGGCAAGAACUUCGCAAAGAAGUCUUUCGCCUUUUACCCGGCGCUACGAGCGUCGCAUUCUUCCCCUUAUGGAACGCUCAAAAGCGACGGUGGUUCGCCGGCGGGUUUGCUUAUAGUAAUAAGACGAGCCGGGUAUUUUCACCCAAAAGGGAACUCAGCUACUUGCGCGCUCUUGGUAGCGUUCUCAUGGCCGAGGUGUCAUUCAUCAAGGAACGCGAAGUUGAGUUAUCUAAGCUGGACGUGCUAGACUCGAUAUCUCACGAACUUCGGUCCCCACUACAUGGUAUCUUCUUUGGUGCUGGUAUACUCCGCAGCAAGGACCUUAGCGCUUCUCAAGAAGAUGCUCUUCUCUCAAUAGAAGCCUGUAGUCGUACUUUGCUCGAUACGAUUGAUCAGAUUCUGGAUUGGAGCAAGAUCAAUCAUUUCACUUCCUCGCUGGCCACUAGCCCCGACUACACAUAUACCAAGGUUGACAACCGCGCCUUGCGAAUUUCCCGGAACAAUAGUAUGGAAGCUAGCAUGAUGAGCAUCGCGACAGACGCCGACCUCCCUCGUCUUGUGGAGGAUGUUGUCGAAAGUGUUCACGUCGGUCACGAAUUCCAGAAGUUAUCAUUUGGCCAAACAGAGCCGUCCAAUUCAAACAAGGACCCCGUCAGAUUUGUGGUUCAUUUUGAGCCCGGGGAUAACUGGAGAUUCCACGUACAACCCGGCGCAAUCCGACGUAUCGUCAUGAACGUUCUCGGAAAUGCUCUUAGGUUUACGUCAAGUGGUUCUAUCUAUAUCAAAAUGGAGCAAUCAGCAACCGAUGAUCCAACAGUACGCCUUGUGAAACUGAUUAUUGCCGACACUGGAUGUGGUAUGACUCGCGACUUUCUCACCAAUGACCUUUUCAGCCCUUUUACGCAACAAAAUAUGAUGAACGCCGGAACCGGACUUGGAUUGAGUAUUGUCAGACGAAUCACUCAAGCUCUUGGUGGAACUGUUGAUGUCCGCAGCGCAGUGUCUGUCGGAACCACAGUAUGCAUCAGUCUGCCCUUAAAGGUCAGCGAACGGACCCCCCAUGACACUACGGAAUCAUCUUCAGAUCAAGGCGUUGCCAAUGACUUCGUGAGUUGCAGUGCCUCUCUCGUAGGUCUUAAUGAUCAGGCAGACCAGCGUCUUCGUAGCCCUUACCUUGAAGGUCCAUUGAGCGAGAAGGAUGAUCUUGUGUCAGUGUGUCAAGAUUGGCUAGGAAUGCAGGUCAUCCAGCCUCCCGAGACACAGAAUGCUCCUCACGUUGUGCUAUGCGAUGAUCGCUCCUUGGAAAAAGCCAGGGCAGUCACACAGAACGACAAAUCUACGCCGAUAGUUGUUAUAUGUCCAAACGCAGUCCUAGCUCGCAAAGCAGAAAAAGCCAAGGCCAGCCAUAGUGAAAAUGGUGGGCAGCGUAUUUACUUCACAUAUCAACCUAUCGGUCCACGGAAAAUGGCCAGGAUCUUGUCAAACGCCAUCAACCGUGUAUCAAUAUCACUACAACCCCCCCUCUCCAGAGCAUCAUCCAACAAUGAUGUCCACGACCACAUAAUCCCUACGAUACAACAGGGACCCCCAACACCGCCUCAUCUUGAAUCUGCAAAUAGUGCUAUUAUGAGCGAUCCCUUCGACCACGCAAUCCCAACGGUCCCACAACAACUACCUCGUUCUCCUCUAAUCACACCGUCAGAGAGGCUGGAUCCCAUUUCUGACAACGAACCCUCAAGCAACACAUUUCUUUUAGUAGAUGAUAACCCAAUUAACCUGAAGAUGCUUAUAAUGUUUAUGAAGAAGCUGAAGCUGGAGUAUACGACCGCAACUGACGGAAGACAGGCGGUGGAAAAGUACACAAUGAGUCCGAGAAGUUUCAGAUGCAUUUUUAUGGAUAUUUCUAUGCCUGUUAUGAAUGGCUUCGAAGCAACACGAGCAAUACGUGCUUCUGAAUACAAGAUGGCCGAGAGGAGGAGCGCGAGACUCAAAGCCAAGGCUGAUAACCCAGCCUCUGCAGAGUUGUCCUCCCAAGAACGUAAGAGAACAUCAAAGCGCAAAACUCCACCUCCCAACAAUGAUAAACCUGUCAGCAAAGCGCCCAUGAAAAAAUCUCAGAGUAAGGAGUCUACAGAUACAUUAACUAGUCAGCAAUUGAAGCCAAAGACCGGACGCGCGACGAAAAAGGAUGGCCAGCCACCUGUUCAGGCAGAAAACAUUACUUCCAAUGGCCCCUUCUCAUCCUUGCCUCCGGAAGCAAUGAAUCUGGUUUUGAGCAAGAUUAAAGACAAAGCGUCCCUAGGAAAUCUGGCCAAGACCUGCAAGGCUUUCCACAGCCUCGUUAUGCCUCGACUAUACAAGCGCGUCGAAGCAAGCGUAGAGUAUCACGCUCACAUUGCCAAACUUAUUCGGAGCAUCGAACCAGCUCUCACGAUUGGGCAGAGGAAGCAGUUGAGGAAGGAAGGCCAAUACAAGGGACAACAAGAGACCUUUCCUAAAACGGAUGAGAAGAGGCGGCCUGAGAUUGCAAACUUCAUUCGGCAAGCUGCUUUUGAGAUUGGUGAUCCAGGUCAAAAACACAGAUUUAUUGUUUACCGCUAUAUCGAAGAGCUCCUGAAAAGCGCGGGUAAUCUGCAAGUUUUUGCAGCCACGGAUUUCACAGAAUCAAUGGCAAAGAGCCUGGCCUCCAAUAAUCACCUUCGGGCUCUUCACCUCAAGAUCUCUGAAGGGAGAAUGCCAGAUGUAUUACCAUUGACGGCGAUCAAGGGAUUAAGACAUCUUCAUUUGGAAACGGCCGAUGUUUAUACUACUGCAGACAGUCCUCUUGCACUCAUCUGGAAUUCACGGUCCACACUCCGGAGUCUGACCCUUGAUAAAAGCUGUUUUCAACGUUUCUAUAAGAAUAAAAUGGACAGGACAGAAGAGCUAGACGAAUCCUCCGAGCGGCGGUACGACUUUACCACCCUGAAGUCGCUUUCUCUCCAGCGUGUGUCGUGGCUCAUGGACCCUGAUGAGGUAGAUGCGGUCACGAGAGCAAUUGACUUUACCGCACUGGAAAGUCUCGAUCUUAGUCAUCAGAGCAAGCGGCUGUCAUUGUUGUUUCGGCGACUGUCUAGUAUCUUCUCAUCUGCGGAAAGCACUAAAAUUAAGGUCCAGAAGCUCUCUUUGAAUAUGGGCUACCAAGCAUUCACAAAUCGAGGGGAUCAGACUGCGAAGACCGAGGAGGAGGAGCCCGGCUUGGAAUUCAUAUCCUCUUUCGACACGUUGACUAGUCUCACAGUUUAUGUCCAUUCUGCAGACUUGCCUAACCCUGUAUUGAAAGAUGCAAUGUUGCAAGGAAUCUUGAAGCAUAAGAACUUGAGCAAUCUGGAGUUCAUGAACACGUAUAGCAUUCGGGACUGGGAUGCACCAUAUCUGGAUGCAAAUACAGUGGCACUUCUUGUCGACAAUCUGCCAAGACUGAGGCAUUUUAGGUUUCGCUCAACAGCGAUACACCUGAGCAAAAUAGCUAAAGCUCUUUCACGAGGCUGCAACUUGGAGACAAUCAGGAUGGAGAUACCUUCGGCCAGCGAGGGGGAAGCGAAAGAGCUUGGCAUCGAGUUUAUACAUGACCUGGUGUUUCCGAUCUUGGAAAAGGACUCUGAUGGCGAUGAGAAAGUCUACCGAUGGGAAGACCACAGUAAGAUCAACCAGGUGAUACUGGACGUCGCGGUAUGGGAAAUCGGGUCAGAAUUUGGGCCGUUCAAGAAGGGGAUGAAGAAAGCUCAGAAAAUCACUUCUUCGUCUUACCCAAAGCGCAAAGUGAUGUAUCGAGACGUUACACGUCCGACAUAUCUUUGGAUGAGGACCCGUUUUGACGAUAUACGUGGAUGGGUGGAUGAGGUCGAAAAGGAUAUCGCUUAA